AUGGUCCGGGUGACCCACCCAUCUCAUCGCCCCGAGGCAGCAGCGAGCAGCAGCAGGACGCAACAAGCCUGCGUAGAGUGCCGGCUGGCAAAGGUUCGCUGCGAGCAAGAACCGUCCAACAUCUGUGCACGGUGCACCAGCCUCGGCUUUGACUGCGUCUUUGUGCAUCAUCCGCGCGGGCGAAAGCCAAAGAGCCGCCUCCAAGGCCGCGAUGCAUCGUCCAUUGGGCCAGCUGCACACGCCCGCCGACGAAAGACGCCAACGCCAGAGACUCCUCAAGGUGCUUCAGCAACGUCGUCGUCCAAUGAGGCAAGCUCGUCUCAAAACCCUGCUGCCGGCAGCGACGAGUACCACAGCAGUCCCGCACACUCGGCCACGACGAUUCGACCGCGGCCAAAGCCGUCUCUCGACUUUGAUGGUGCACGCAAGAGGAUGUUGCAGGCACUGCAUCGCCAGAAGCGACGGAGAGCCGCCCCCUUCACAUUCGUCAACCUUGGCUCGAUGGACAACCUCUAUCAAGGUAGAAGGGAAAGUGCUGGGAGGCUAAACGAGCAGGGAUCUCGCGAGACACCGGUCGCUGCCGACUCUGCCCUGCUUGCAGUCCAGCCAAUGACGCUGAAGCGCAUCUUGCAGCCUCUCAAUGCCGACGAUGACGGCACCGAGGGCACUGCGCAGGGCGCUUCCUACGACGAGGCAGUGGCUGCAACCGACUUUGGCUUCGACGAUGCCGUCUCACAGGGACUGCUUCCCCUCUUCACGGCCCGUCGCCUCUUUCACUUUUUCAUCACCCACCUCAACAUGUGGAGCAUGAUCAUUGACCCAGACCUGCACACGCACGACUAUGUCCGCCGCACCUCGCCCUUUCUCUACUCGGUCAUCCUCCACCUUGCCGCUCGCUUCUCCGUCGAUGAGGUGUACGGCCACGCGCCCGGCGAGCCGGAGCGGGUGAUGCAGGUGCCGACGGUGACGCAGACGGAAUGCAGGCACCUCCAAGUGAUUGCCAAGAACCACGCAGCGACGGUCUUCAUCGACGGCGACCGCACCGUCGAAGCCGUCCAGGCCUUUUUUCUCCUCGCGACGUGGAAGGAGCACGACGAUGCGCUGUCGUACGUGCAGUCAGGCUUUGCCUUUCGCCUAGCCAUGGACAUGGAGCUGGGCAAGGGGGUGCCAAAGUCGCUGCAGAAGCUUGCCCUCUCGGAGCAAGGCAGAUCACAGCAGGUGCGGCGCCUCAUUGAGCUGCUGCGCAACCGAGAGCGGUGCUGCCUGCAGCUCUUUGUGCAGGACCGCAGCCAGGCUUUCCACUACAUCCGCCAUUUCACCUUUUCCGUCCUGGAGCCCGUCAUCAGCGGUGCGUUUGAGUGGUACCUGCAACCGGGUGCGAAGCCGUGGGAUGUGUUUUUGUGUGCCAGCGUCGAGUGCCGCAAGGUGCAGUCCAAGUAUCAGGGCAUCAUGACGAGCGUCGCCUCGGCCGUCGCAGACAGAGACGCUGCGGCGGCGGCAAUCGAGGGUGACCUCGACGCCUGGCACUCGACAUGGGCACGCAGGCUCGACGAGGAGCACGAGCAGUGGACACGGGCUCACGAUGGCGCCCUGCCACCCCAUGCGCCGCAGAUGAGCUUCAUGCAGGCAUCCAUGGCCCUCUGGCGCGACAGCAUCAAGCUCCAUCUCGUCGCAGAUCUCCUCGAGCAGGAUCUUCGGACCACCCAGUCUUCCUCGCCAUCGCCCCGCCACUAUGCCCACGACUACGAGUCAGGAGCCACCACCAACAACACGGGCUCGGGAGAAGCAGGGGCGGCCACACCCCGGCGGAUCGUCAAUCUCGUCGGUCUUCCUGCUUUCAGUCUGUGUGUGCGAGCGGCGCGUGGCGUAAUCUCGGCGCUUUGCUCGCUGCCACCGGCAGUCCUGCGCCACGCACCCGACUCCAUCCACCUGCUCGCCGACCAUACGGGCUUGUUUCUCUGCGGCAUGGUCUGCAUCCGCUCGGACCCACCACUGUCCUCCGAGUACCUGAGGACGACGCUGAGUGCGGUGGAGCGGAUGCGAGACGCGCUGUGGCAGGCGACCAUCCAGGAGAACGACAGCGUCGCACUGCAUGCCAGGUACCUCGACAGCCUCGCUGAGGUAUUGCGUCCGACGAAGAAAGCCCCAAAGCCUUUGUCCCGGCAUCACGUCGGCCAGCAUCAGCACGAGAGGCACACGACGACGGCGAGAACGCCUCGAUCGGGCAAGCAGCAGCAGCGGAUACCGCAACCAGUUGCAAUCCCCGACGGCACCUCGACGGACCAGACGCAUACAGGGCAUGGGGUUCCUUCUCGGUGUCUGCCACACAGCGCCGAGUACGACGACAGUGCCUCGGUGCUGUCGUCGCUAGGCUCCAUGGCCGACCUUACGGCCAUGACGUCCGUCAGCCCAGACGUGGUGCUCACAGCCCCGGCCGACAACUGGUUCGAGAGCUUUCUCGCAGAGCCGGUCUCUUCGGACGGCGAAGAGCACAUGGAAGAUAUCCUGGGGAUCAUCAACAGCCACUUUGGUCAGAUUGCCUAA
Acaromyces ingoldii is the source of this 2544-nucleotide messenger RNA. RefSeq lists its product as hypothetical. The record is from RefSeq and is a predicted model, not a curated record. Gene Ontology annotation, molecular function: zinc ion binding; transcription cis-regulatory region binding; DNA-binding transcription factor activity, RNA polymerase II-specific. Gene Ontology annotation, biological process: regulation of DNA-templated transcription. Gene Ontology annotation, cellular component: nucleus. Bases 1 to 2544 code for a protein of 847 amino acids. The transcript has 4 exons. NCBI's taxonomy places the organism in Eukaryota, Fungi, Basidiomycota, Exobasidiomycetes, Exobasidiales, Cryptobasidiaceae.